UAUCGCGCGUCUCUUCUCACAAACACCAUUUUGACGAAGAUAAACGCGUCUUUUAAUCAAUUUCGAGAGUGAGUUAGAUGUUUAAAACGUAUAUCAACGAUAAAUAUACUCUACAAGCGUGUUUUAUCUUCCACCUGCCGUGUGUUUAAAGUUUCUGACGGCUUUAGUUCACCGUUGUUUUUAACUUGUUAGCAGCUAGGUGGCUAGGUGGCUACACCGGGGAGGUGAACGUCGCUGUGACCCGCGGACCGACGUCGCUGCACGGGCGGAUCGAGGACUGGGGGUCGGGGAUCCAUGGAGCGGCCGGACCGGGGCAGAGGCCGCCGGCUGCUGAAGAACCAGCCGUUCGACGAGAGCGUGGAGGUGGCGGACGGGGAGGAGGUGGCCAGCGUGUGCAGCCCCACUCCCGGCGGCCAGCAGCAGUCUGAAUCCAGCAGGAGCCGGAGGAAUCGCAGCCUCAUGUCCAGCAACAGCGACGAGUUUGACGAGGACCCCAAACCUCAGAGGCCCAAAGAGCUGGGCGGCGUGCAACCAGGAGGCAGUCCUGAGGACGAGGAGGACGAGGAGGAGGAAGAGGAGGAGGAGGAGGAGGAAGAAGAGGAGGAGGAGGACUCUGAUGAGGAUGAUUCAGACGAUGACGGCGAGCCGACAGCGGCUCCAGAGGGAGCGUACGAUCCUGCAGACUACGCCAACCUGCCCGUCACCACGGAGAUCAAAGACCUGUUCCAGUACAUCACACGAUAUUCUCCUCAGCCCAUUGAGCUGGAUCACCACUUGAAGCCGUUCAUCCCAGACUUCAUCCCGGCUGUGGGAGACAUCGACGCGUUCCUCAAGGUACCAAGACCGGAUGGGAAAGUAGAUAAUCUGGGCCUGCUGGUUCUGGAUGAGCCCAGUGUGAAGCAGUCGGACCCCACGGUGCUGUCGCUGUGGCUGUCGGAGGAGAGCAAGCAGCACGGAGCCACAGAGCUGACCAAGGUGACCAGCGUGGCCAGCCCCGGGUCCAACCCCCGCGCCGUGGCCAGCUGGGUGGAGAGCAUCGGCGCGCUGCACCGCUCCAAGCCCGCGGCCAGCGUGCAGUACGGCCGGGCCAUGCCCGACAUCGACAGCCUGAUGCAGGAGUGGCCGGCGGAGCUGGAGGAGCAGCUGGGCCGCCUGCAGCUGCCGCCGGCGCGGCUGCACUGCAGCCUGGAGACGUACGUGGACGUGGUGUGCAGCCUGCUGGACAUCCCCGUGUACGGAAGCAGAGUGCAGGCGCUGCACCUGCUCUUCAGCCUCUACCUGGAGUUCAGGGACUCGGCGCACUUCACCAGCCGGCCGUAGCGGCUGGACACACACACACACACACACACACACACACACACACACACACACACACACACACUCAUCCACUCAUCCACUCAUCCAUCUACUCAUCCAUUUAUCCAUCUACCCACUCAUCCAUCCACUCAUCCACUAAUCCACACAUUCAUCCACUCAUCCACUAAUCCACACAUCCAUCCUUCCCUUCACUCUCUUUUCCUCUCUCUCUUCACAUUCACAGACUCAUUCUUCUACCUCUACCUCCAUCCACACAUCCACUAAUCCACAUAUCUAUCCAUCCAUCCAUCCAUCCGUCCAUCCAUCCAUCCACUCAUCCAUCCAUCCAUCCACCCUUCACAGCGCCGCCCUCAGGACUGAAAAUAAUCUCAACACCGGUCCUUCUCCAGCAAAUUUGGAUCUUCUAUAACUGAGAACAUUGUUCUGAUUUAGACGACUUCAUCUUUGUGAUUGUCGUCUUUAUGUUCUGAAACUGUAAAGUGAAGCUAAGGCCGUUGUUCUAGCAACAACGUCCGUGCAGGUGAGAGCAGAGACCUUCUCUGCAGUUCCUGGUGUCUGAAGCCUCAUGUUCUAACUUAACCUCACUUUCAUUUGUUUAUAUAUGUUUAUAUGAAAUAUAGGUAUUUAAUGCUACAACCAUAUAAUUUCCCUUUGGCAGGUGAUAAAGUAUUCACUUCUGUCAGAACCUUGUACUUCAAUAAAAUAGAUUUUUGUAAGUGAUGUGCUGUUCCGUCUUCAU
This is a messenger RNA of Cololabis saira (Pacific saury), 2056 nucleotides long. It is a transcript of the gene ift46, whose product is annotated as intraflagellar transport 46 homolog (Chlamydomonas). Gene Ontology annotation, biological process: intraciliary transport; cilium assembly. Gene Ontology annotation, cellular component: intraciliary transport particle B; centrosome; motile cilium. The transcript has 5 exons. The record is from RefSeq and is a predicted model, not a curated record. NCBI's taxonomy places the organism in Eukaryota, Metazoa, Chordata, Actinopteri, Beloniformes, Belonidae. The coding region runs from base 295 to 1320 and encodes 341 amino acids.